GUCCACCGUUCGCCCGCACACAAUGUUCUACAAAUCAUUCGUCCGCGAAAACAAUGCGAUAUCGGCAAGGUUAUACCUACUUCCGAGAACGCCGCGUUAUCGCUGAUAAUCUCGUGCGAGACGCGUCGCGCGUGAGCUGCGCGCUUAUCCGCUCGACUCGACUUGAAUUCCACGGGGGAUUUGCGAGAAUUGCAGCAUUUUAUUCGAGCGCGAUAAUGCGGCGUUGACAUUUGGACUUUACGCUCGGUAUUUUAAGUCAUGAUCACGCGAAACAACUUCCGCAUUUCGCCUACGCCUGCAAAAACUCGCGACAAUUACGCGCUCAUCCGUCACGCAUCGGUUAUCAGUUUGCUAUCUGGUCAAGGGAAUUCUGAGUCAUGUUGUGCAAACUAAUUUUAAUUUUGUAAUUCUUCGAGUCACGAGUCAGUCUCUCGUUGGUAAUUUAGUCGAGCAUACAAUCACGUAUUAACAAUCACAUUUAGCAGCGCUGUCGCGUUAGCUGUGUGUGCAGUUGAUGCGUAGGCACGCGCGCGUUAUACGAUAGAAUUGAAGGCCAGAUCAAUCUCUGCUGUGAAGUUUGAAAAUAGUUGCUCUCGUCAUUCACCGAGCACGACCGUCGUAAUUUAAGGUUAAUGAGAAGUGUCACGAUUACGAAACGCGAUCUCGAACUUCACGGCAAUCCGUAUAGCAAGUGAUAUUUAUAUAAGACGAAUAAAUUGAAUAAUGUUGAACAGUGUAACAAAACACAUUUUGCACUGCUGCCUGCUGCUCGUUGUCAUAUUAGUAUUUGAAUUUGUCUCUGGUGGCCUUCAGUGGAGCACUGACAAGAGUGAAGAGAUUGACCCAUGGACAAAAUAUGGCAUUGUCGGUGCAAUUACCUUGUACCUGCUGCGGACAGUAACAUUUCUCUCUUUGCCUCAAGUUCUAUUUAAUUUCAUAGGGUUAACAAUAUACAAUGCAUUCCCUGACAAAGUAGUCCUGAAGGGCUCACCCUUGCUUGCGCCGUUUAUCUGCAUAAGGAUAGUGACCCGUGGAGAUUAUCCGCAAUUAGUGAAGACAAAUGUGAAUAGAAACUUAGACAAAUGCAUAGAGGCUGGUCUUGAAAACUUUCAAAUAGAGGUUGUGAGCGACAAGCCGAUAGGCUUAACGCCACAUCGUCGAGUGCGAGAGAUCGUCGUCCCACCAAAUUAUCGCACAAGUAGUGGUGCCUUAUUCAAAGCUCGUGCUUUACAAUACUGCCUCGAGAGCUCGGUGAACGAAUUGGCCGAUCACGACUGGAUCGUCCAUCUCGACGAGGAGACUCUGAUGACUGAAAAUUCCGUUCGCGGGAUAUUGAACUUUAUACUGGAUGGCAAGCAUCAAUUUGGUCAAGGAUUAAUCACGUAUGCUAAUGAGGAUGUUGUUAAUUGGAUUACAACUUUGGCUGACAGCUUUAGAGUGGCAGAUGAUAUGGGAAAGUUAAGAUUACAAUUCACCAUGUUUCACAAGCCGUUUUUUAGUAUGAAAGGAUCCUAUGUUGUUACGCAGAUGGGAGCGGAAAAACAAGUUUCAUUUAACAAUGGAUUGGACGGAUCCGUUGCAGAAGAUUGUUUCUUCGCGAUGAAAGCGUUUUCCCAAGGAUAUACGUUCAAUUUCGUAGAUGGUGAGAUGUGGGAAAAGUCGCCGUUUAGUCUGUCAGAUUUUGUACAACAAAGAAAAAGGUGGCUACAAGGUAUAUUACUUGUCGUGCAUUCCAAAGCAAUUCCAUUAAGAAAUAAAUUGUUGCUGGGUAUAUCAUGUUACUCGUGGGUGACAAUGCCUCUCUCAACUUCUAAUAUCGUUUUGGCUGGAUUAUGCCCGAUUACCUGUUCGCCGUUGAUUGACUUUCUUUGCGCGUUUAUCGGCGCGGUAAAUAUUUACAUGUAUGUGUUUGGAGUAGUUAAAUCGUUCUCCCUAUAUCGUUUCGGUGUCGCCCGAUUUAUACUGUGUAUAUGUGGUGCAUUAUCCACUAUUCCGUUCAAUAUAAUCAUCGAGAAUGUUGCCGUGAUAUGGGGCUUGUUCGGUAAGAAACAUAAAUUCUACGUCGUUAACAAAGAGUACAGGCCGCCAGUGACUGUAUAAUGCGUCAUCAGUUUAGAGCUAUUAUCUAACUGGUACAUACUUAGCGCAACCGCGUAAUGUUUCCAUUGUGCAUGUGCAUACUUUUAGUACCUGUAAAUUUGCGUAGAAAAAUAUCACUGUCACAAACGAAAUAUUUAUAAGUAGUGUUUACAUAGGAAUUACAUGAAAUUCCCAAGAUAGAUCAAUUGAUCAAUUUUAUAACAAGUAAAAGUGAAUGGUGUAAUGCAAUAGAUAGCCGCAGUAUUAGACACUUGUUCUACAUUGGCAUUAAAGUAUUGCCAAAUUUGUUAGAAGUAUUAGUAUGUCAAAAAUAUAUUUAUGCCAAUAUUAUGCUCAUAGUGCAAAUUAUACAUGUCAUACUUUGAUCUCACGUAAAUGUCGUGUAAAUGUGUAGCAUUCGUUAAGUUACAUAUCAUUUCACAUGUUCCUUUACUUGCAUCGAUUCUUAUCACAUUUAGAAACAUCUUAUUUUUGCCAUAUCAUAGUAUUCUCAUCUUAAUAUUGUUUCACGAAGUGUUAUGCAUGUUACAAUAACUUGAUAUUAAUACUUAAUAAUGUCUAAAAUCAGGGAUCUGGACCAAAAAAAUAUUUUGUUUAGUUACCAUUAUAUAUACACAUGAUUUAAAAAUUAGAAGACAAAAAGAUGAUAUAAAAAAUUAACUAUUAACUUUAUAGUUUAUAUUUUUAUUUUUUAUAAUUUCCUUUUUUUUUUAAUGAUGUUUCUGUUUCCUUCUUAUCGGCUUUGAAAUUUGAACAUCUACUUUCUUCAGUUUUUGAUACUUUUCUCACAUGGAGAAAUCCCCUGUUUGGGCUCGUAAUAAGAAGUGUUUAUUAAAUUUUAUAAUUUUAUAAACAUAAUUAUAUAUGUACAAUAACAAAAAUAAUAUAUUAAGAAUUUAGAACAAAAUUAAAAAUUGAACCAAAAAUAAUUUUACCGAUGUUUAGUUGUGGUUUCAGUGUUAAUUUUAUAGAAUUUUAGUACGUGAUUUAUGGUUUUUAACUAAAGAAAGUACGAAACAGUUAUCAGUUCUAUUUCGAUCCAGAUCCCUGAUAUAAAAUGUAUAACAAAUUUUUUUAGACAUUUAGACAUUUAUCUAUUUGUUUUUUAAUAGCAGUAAGUCAUCUUUGAAUGCAUUAUUAAUUAGGAAAACUGUGAUAAAUCUUGUUUUCCUACAUAACAAUAAUCUUUAAAAAAUAUAAAAUCUAUUAAAUCUAAUGCAAAAUACAAGUUUUAAAAACGGUAUAUAGAGUGAGUCUAAAAUAUUUCGUUGCUUUAAUUAAAGUAUACAUAUAUUUCAUUAUUUUGGAUUUUACAUACUUUUAAUUAAUAACAAAACAUAGUAUAUUUAUACAAUCAUAAUUGAUAUAUGUAUACUGUAUUUAAGGUUAAUUUGAUUGUUUAUGAUAUUAAAAUUCUUAAAAG
Monomorium pharaonis (pharaoh ant) is the source of this 3523-nucleotide messenger RNA. It is a transcript of the gene egh, whose product is annotated as beta-1,4-mannosyltransferase egh. Gene Ontology annotation, molecular function: beta-1,4-mannosyltransferase activity. Gene Ontology annotation, cellular component: cytoplasm. The record is from RefSeq and is a predicted model, not a curated record. The transcript has 3 exons. NCBI's taxonomy places the organism in Eukaryota, Metazoa, Arthropoda, Insecta, Hymenoptera, Formicidae. The coding region runs from base 724 to 2100 and encodes 458 amino acids.